Molecule: messenger RNA, 7005 nt
Organism: Condylostylus longicornis
Lineage: Eukaryota; Metazoa; Arthropoda; Insecta; Diptera; Dolichopodidae
Gene: Dscam2
Product: cell adhesion molecule Dscam2
Exons: 20
Coding region: 628-6771 (2047 amino acids)
Biological process (GO): cell-cell adhesion; axon guidance
Cellular component (GO): axon; plasma membrane
Molecular function (GO): protein binding
Source: RefSeq, a predicted model, not a curated record
UAAAAAGGAUUUUAAAAAAUCUUUCUUAAACAAAAUUUUUCAUCAAUAAUUUUUUUGUUGUUGUUGUUGUUGCUGUUCUUUUAUUAUAUUUUCUCUUUACAAUAUUUUUCAUCAACAACAAAUUCAAAAUUUUUUUCCUGAACAAUUUUUACUCAUUUUGUACUUUAAUGUGUUUUUUUUAUUCUCUCGUUUUUCUUCCUCGUAUCCUUAAAUUAAAUAAACAACAAUUAAUUUUCUUCCCUUCCAAAUGCAAAAUAGAAAGUAUGAGAAAAACAUAAAAAAACAAGCACAAAAAAUAUAAUUAUAUUUAUGUACGUAUAAUUUAUAAAAAUAUUCAUACAGAUAUUUAAAAUUGCCAAAAAAAAAAAUUUAACAAAAUAUUUAACUAAAAGGAUAUAAAAGAAAUUAUCAACGGUUAAGUAUCCUUUGAAUUUCUUCAGUUUAAUAUUAAAAAAAAUAAAGAAAAAGUUCAUAAUAAAAUUAAAAAUCAAAGAAAAAAUCUUUAAUUUUGAGUGCAAAAAAAUAAAAUCGAAAAAAAAAAAAUUUUUUUUGUCAAAAUUUUUAAAUUUUCUAUUAAAAAAACAAACAUAAAAAAAAAUAUUUUGUAUAAUAUUUUCAUCAGAAAACAUGUGGAUUAGCUGUUAUGUUAUUGCCCUUUUGGUUAUUUUAAAUGCUGAAAUAAUUUUUUCGGAAGUGUUUGAAGCACACUUAAGGGGUCCUGGUUUUGUAAUGGAACCACCAUCUAGAUUAGAAUUUUCAAAUUCAUCCGGUGGAUGGCUAGAUUGUUCAGCAUCUGGUAGUCCACAACCAACAAUUGAUUGGCAAUCAGUUGAUGGUACAUCAAUCGGUGAUAUUGGUGGUAUACGUAGAGUACAUAGAAAUGGUACAUUAGUGUUAAUGCCAUUUUCAGCUUCACAAUAUAGGCAAGAUAUACAUAAUACAAUAUAUAGAUGUGUUGCAUCAAAUAGCGUUGGUAGAAUAAUAUCACGUGAUGUACAAGUUAGAGCAGUUGUAGCACAAGCCUAUAAAGUGGACGUUGAGGUACUGGGUGCAUCAAGAGGUUGUACAGCAAUAUUACGUUGUGUUGUGCCAACAUUUGUUAAGGAAUUAGUUCGAGUGGUGUCAUGGGUUCAAGAACCUGCCUUCUAUAUAUAUCCAUCGCUACAAGGAGAUGGAAAAUUUCAUUUAUUACCCACCGGUGAAUUAUUAAUUCAUGAUCUCGACUAUAGUGAUAGAACACAUCCUUUUCGUUGUCGUACAAUGCAUCGUUUAACUAGACAAGUUGUUAUGAGUUCACCAGCAAAAGUCAGGAUCACUGAUCACCGAGGAAUUAUUUCGCCGAGUGUUGUAGAACAUACUUCACUUGUAUCUGUGUCACAAGAUGAAGGUGCAGUGCUUUUAUGUGUUGCACAAGGAUGUCCAUCACCUGAAUACCGAUGGUUUACACAGAGUGGUGCAGAACCAAUACCAGUAUUAGCUGGCCCAAGAAUACGACUUUUGGGACCAAUUUUAGCUAUAGAAGCAGUAACAGGUGAAGAUUCUGGUACAUAUAAAUGUACAGCUAGUAGUGCUGGCGGUGAAGCUAGUGCUGAAUUACGAUUAAUGGUAUCAACACCAAUACAAGUUGAAGUUAUACCAAAUGUAUUAAGCGUACAUAUGGGUGGUACAGCAGAAUUUCGUUGUGUUAUAACUAGUAACGGUUCACCUGUAUCGGGUAUACAACCAAUAUCAUGGUAUAAAAAUGGUCGACAGAUUCCUAGUUCUGGUGAAACAUUACAUGUAACCGAUGUUAAUCGUGAUAAAAAAGGAAUGUAUCAAUGUGUUGUUAGACGUCCCGAAGGUGAUACAUUUCAGGCAGCUGCAGAACUUCAAUUAGGAGAUGCACCACCAUCGUUACUUUAUAGUUUCAUUGAACAAACUUUGCAACCCGGACCAGCCGUUAGUUUAAAAUGUUCAGCAACCGGAAAUCCAACACCACAAGUUUCAUGGACGUUAGACGGAUUUCCUCUUCCAUCAAAUGGAAGAUUUAUGAUUGGACAGUAUGUGACAGUCCAAGGGGAUGUAAUUAGUCACGUAAAUAUAAGUCAUGUUAUGGUUGAAGAUGGUGGUGAAUAUGCAUGUAUUGCUGAAAAUCGUGCCGGAAAAGUUACACAUUCUGCAAGACUGAAUAUUUAUGGAUUACCAUAUAUACGUUUAAUACCAAAAGUUACUGCAGUUGCUGGCGAAACAUUAUAUUUAAAAUGUCCUGUAGCAGGAUAUCCUAUUGAGGAAAUACAUUGGGAGCGUAGUGGUCGUGAAUUACCAGAAGAUAUAAGACAAAAAGUACAACCAGAUGGUACAUUAGUUAUUAGUCCAGUACAAAAGAGUGCUGAUUCUGGUUUAUAUUCAUGUUGGGCACGUAAUAAACAAGGACAUAGUGCUAGACGUAGCGGUGAAGUAACUGUAAUAGUACCACCAAAAUUAAGUCCAUUUCAAACAUCUGUACUACAAUUAAAUAUGGGUGAUCGUGCCUCAUUAACAUGUUCGGUUGUAAAAGGUGAUUUACCAUUAACAAUUAGUUGGCGUAAAGAUAUUCGUCCAAUAGAUCCAUCAUUACAUAUGUCAGUUAAACAAGUUGAUCAAUAUAAUAGUAUAUUGGUUAUUGAAAAUUUGGGAUCUGAUCAUACCGGAAAUUAUUCAUGUGUUGUUAAAAAUUCGGCUGCUGAAGUGGAAAAUACGCAGUCGUUAUUGGUCAAUGUUCCACCUCGUUGGAUCGUUGAACCGACUGAUGUUAAUGUUGAACGUAAUCGUCAUGUUACACUUCAUUGUCAGGCACAAGGUGUUCCAAUUCCAACAGUUGUAUGGAAAAAAGCAACAGGAACCAAAUCUGGUGAUUAUGAAGAAAUUCGUGAAAGACCAUACACAAAAUUAUUAGCAAAUGGAUCUUUAUACCUGCAACAUGUCAAAGAAGAUAGAGAAGGAUACUAUUUAUGUCAAGCUAACAAUGGAAUUGGAACAGGAAUUGGAAAAGUUAUACAAUUAAAAGUUAACUCUUCACCGUAUUUUCCCUCACCGGCUAGGUCAGUUAUGGUUAAAAAAGGUGAUACAGCUAUUUUACAAUGUGAAGUUAGCGGCGAUAAACCAAUUAAUGUAGUUUGGGUCAGAGCUGGAUCUGGUAAACAAAAAUUGGAUCCAACAACAAAUUAUAAGAUAUCAGUAAAACAAGAUGCCACUCAAGAGGGUGUAUCAGCAGAAUUACAAAUAAUUAAUGUUGAAAGUAUUGAUAGUGGACCAUAUUUUUGUCAAGCAAGUAAUCUCUAUGGACGUGAUCAACAAUUAGUUCAAUUGCAAGUACAAGAGCCUCCAUUACCACCAUCUGCUUUGGAAGCUGCAAUGGUAACUAGUCGUUCAGUUAGUUUGAAAUGGCAACCAAGAUCUGGCGAUUCAGCUGAAGUUACAAAAUAUAUAGUAGAAUAUAAAGAACAAGAUCCACAUUUUAUGGAUCAAUGGCAACAAAUUGAGAUAUCAGAUCCACCACAAUAUACAACAUUAAUUGAAAAUUUAAAACCAGCAACACGUUAUGCAUUUCGUAUUAUUGCUGAAGGUACAGCUGGUCAAAGUGCACCUAGCCAAGAAUUAAAUAUUAAAACUGAACCACAAAGACCAGCUGGACCUCCACUUAAUCUUUCAAUAAGACCAUUAUCAUCUACUGAAUUAUUAAUAACAUGGAUAGCACCUUUAUCUGAAUUAAGACAUGGUGAUAUACAAGGUUAUAAUAUUGGUUUUAGAACAUCAAACUCACAAAGUAGCACAUAUAAUUUUACAUCGGUACCAGGCGAUAGUGAUGGUGUCAUAAAUGAAUAUUUAUUAAGUGGUUUACAAAAAUAUACACGUUAUAUAAUAGUAGCACAAGCAUUUAAUCAAGUUGGACCAGGUCCAUUAACGGACCCAAUAUCUGCACAAACAAUGGAAGAUGUUCCUAGUCGCCCACCGGAAGAUAUAAGAUGCGCAGCAUUAACUUCACAAUCAUUACAAGUAUCUUGGCAACCACCACCAGUUCAUCAUACUAAUGGUAUGCUUGUUGGAUAUAAAUUAACUUUUGAACCAAUAUUAGAAGAUUCAACAAAUGGACAAGAUCAUGUUGAAACACGAAAGACAACUACACUUACAACAGUUUUAACAGGUUUAAAAAAAUAUACAAAUUAUAGUAUUCAGGUGUUAGCCUAUACUCGUAUGGGUGAUGGUGUAAUAUCUGAUUCUACAUACUGCCAUACCGAAGAAGAUGCACCAGAAGCUCCAGCUGAUAUUAAAGUAGUUGUUAGUUCACCUCAAUCAUUAUUUAUUUCUUGGUUACCACCGAAGGAGCCAAAUGGUGUUAUUACAAAGUACAAUUUAUAUACUCGUGUUGUAAAUGGUCGGGAAGAACUUAAUCAUGAAAAACGAAAUCUUCCAUCUCAACAACUUUCUUAUGAAGCGAAAAAUUUACAAGCGCACAUCGAAUAUCAAUUUUGGGUUUCAGCAUCAACUCGCGUUGGAGAAGGAAAAAGUUCGAGGGUAGCUUCUCAAGUUGCAACAAAUAGAGUUCCUGCUAGAAUUGUAUCUUUUGGUGGGACAGUAGUCCGACCAUGGCGUUCUACUGUGACAUUAUUCUGUCAAUCGGUUGGUAAACCGAAAACUCAAUGGUACAAAGGUGGUAUUUCCUUACGACAAGGCGCUUUUCAUAAUACUCAAAUGUUAGAAACAGGUGAUCUAAUAAUAUCGAAUUUACAAGUCACUGACCAAGGAAAUUAUAGUUGUCAAGUUGAUAAUGGUGUAGGUACUGAUAGAUUAGAUCAUGUUUUAGUAGUACAGGUACCACCAUCAUCACCCGUUUUAUAUGUAACAAGUGGUACAUCAAGUAGUAUAUUAAUGCAUUGGAAAAGCGGUGCUAACGGUAAUUCUCCAAUAACUGGUUAUACAUUACAUUAUAGACGUGCACAGGGUAAUAUAGAAGAAAUGCAUUUAUCACGUCAUUUAUCUAGUCAUGAACUAAAAGGUCUUGUUUGUGGAAGCACUUAUCAAGUAUUUUUAACUGCACAUAAUAAAAUAGGAACAUCACCACCAAGUACCUCAUUACAUGUACGUACACAGGGUCAAUCACCUGGUAUGCCAUCCACUGCCAAUUUAAUAGCUCCAAAUUCAACAUCGGUUGUCUUAAGACUGCAUACAUGGCCGGAUAAUGGCUGUCCUAUUUUAUAUUUUGUAUUACAAUAUCGUUGUUUAAUGGAUACCAUCGAGAAAAAUUGGAUAUUAGUAUCAAAUCAAUUAAAACCACAAAGACGUUUUAUAAUAAAUGGUUUAAAACCAGCAACAUUGUAUCAAAUAAAAAUGGAAGCACAUAAUGUUGCUGGUGUUUCAAAAAUUGAUUAUCAAUUUGUAACAUUAACAAAGGAUGGUGAACCACCGCCACCAGAAAUUGUUGAAAGAGGUCAACAAGCAAAUUUAUUUUAUGGAAAUGUUAAUUUAUUAAUACCCGGUAUUGCAACAAUAUCAGGAAUUAUUUGUACGGUUGCAUUAAUUGUUAUGUGCUAUAAACACAAACAAAGCAGUCGCAUUCAAAAGGAAGCAAUGGAAAAUCGUCAAAACAGUGAAGCCGCACAACGUGAACGUUAUUACGCUACCAUUCAUAAAGUUUCAUUGCAAAACAAUGAUAAGAUUCCAGAAACUUCAGAAGAUAUUUCACCAUAUGCAACAUUUCAAUUAUCAGAAGCUAGUACAUUAGCACAACCGCAUCAUACAGGACCAGCAAAUACAUUAUUACACUCGUUUAUGUAUCAUGAGAGAGCACUAACUGAAGGAUGUUCAUCGCCACCACCAGCUGCGGUACUUAGACAACUGAAAACCUCCUCAUCUCCAUAUUAUAAUAUCACACAAAAAAAUCGACGUAGACAUUCAAGAAAAACUGAACCUGAAAGUGAAGAAUCAGAAUCAGAUCAAGAUCCAUUAACAUCGAGUCGAACUGAAUCAUCAAAUCAAUUAGAAGCAGCAAAAUUAAAACAUAGUAUUAUUUAUCAUGGUGCCCAAUCAAGUACAUCAUCAGAUUUAUCACCAAUGUCAGAACAAAAAUCAUUACCACGACGUGGUAGAUCAAGGUAUCAUCAACAACAUCUUUAUUCGACAAACACAACACCAAGACACUCAAAAUCCUCAAAUUUAAAUGCAAAUAAUAUCACAACGUUAUUAGUCACAUCCCCACGUAGUAGUAAUAAUCGUAAAAAAUUAAAUUUAAAUAAAUUAGUUACUAAUUCAAAUGCAAUACAAUGUGGUAGUACUACUACUACAAAAACAACAACAACAUCAACAACAUCAAAUAUUAUAAAUAGUUUAAAAAAUUCAAAUUCUAAUAAUUCAAAUUUAAAUAAAAAAUCACCAUCUUCAAAUAAAACAAUAUCAACAAUAAUAACACCAACAACAAUUUCAUCAACUCAAUCAAUUUUAUUAAAAAAUUCUAAUUCAAAUUCAAAUUUAAUUGAUUCAAAUAAUUUAUUAGAUAAUAAUAGUAAUUGUGAUAGUAGUACUCAAGCAAAUGUAUGCAAUGUUAAAUCACAAAAUCAAUCAAUUAUUAAUAAUAAACAACAACCACAACAACAACAACCAGUUAAUUCAAUAGCAUCGUCAAUAAUACAAUCCCGCAUGCCUUCCCAAUUUCGUCCUAUUCCACACAAAACCAUACCAUCAAAUACAUCAAUUAUUGAAUCACCAACAACACCAACAUCUGCGAAAUUUUUCUCAGCGACGACUUUACGUAAAUAAAUUUGUUAGUUUUUUUUUUGUUGUUUUUUUUUCGUUUUUUUUUUUCUGUUCGUUUUAAAUGUACAUAUACAUCAUACAUGUAUAUUAUCAUUAUAUUACACUCGAAAUUAUCAAAAAGGAUAAAAAAAAAAAACAAAUCUUUAAAUACAAUCAAAAAUAAAAAUAAAAAAAAAUAUUUCAUUAAUCAACUACAUUUAAUUAUUAAUUAUUAUAUAUGGAUUUAGUUAAUUAGUA